AUGACUCGCCGCAAUGCUGAAACUGAAGAAUGUUCAUACGAGUUCUUGCGUACAGAUGAUUGUUCUAAAAAAACCCUUCUCCUACCCGAAUGUAUACUCAGAUUCAUAUUCAUGUGGCCGAGGUCCGAUGUAAAAAAACAAAAAGUGUUUUACUUGUUUUCCAUGAUUUUGUUCAUUUUUACGCAAUGGGGACUCGUAAGAUUUUUGAUCGUUAAUUUCGAUGAUUACACAAAGAGUUUAAAUGUCGUUUCAUCCAUGUCUACAAUUUUUCAGGCGAGCCUAAAAAUGUCAGUUCUACUCUACCACUCUAGAUCAUUGAGUUUAAUUUUGAACGAUAUUUCUCAUCGAUUUUGGCCCUACGAUCUCCUACCCAACUGUACAGAUCGUCUAAGGAACAGCUAUCGCACUAAAUUAGUAGCGAUGUGUACACUUUCAUUUACCGGAUUAUUAUUUUCUUUGGGAUCCAUAGUGAUGCCUUUACUAUCCCACAAUGCUAAGGAAUUGCCUUAUAAAUGCCUCUACGAUUUUGAUACCAGUGUUACUCCGUUGUAUCAAAUUAUGUACAUAACUGAGAGUGUUUUGAACGCGUACAUUAUCAACUGCACAGUUUUGGGUUUCGAUUUUUUAUUUAUGGGAGUUGGAGAGAACCUUAUAAACCAAUACAUCAUGUUGAGAUUGACUAUCGAGAAUUUUGGUACAAAGUGGGUUACUAAUUUUAAUAAUAAAAUUCGUAAACUUGGACUAGCUGAGCAUUUAGAAGGUGAAGAUAAUACAGUUUUCUUAAAAAACUACAUUAGUCACCAUCAGAUUAUUAUUAGGUCUACGAAAAUAGUGGAAAAUAUAUUUAAUUUGAUAGCUGCUCUACAGCUUUGCAGCAGUGUAGUUGCUAUAUGUGUAUCAGCUUUUAUUGCUACCAGGGAAAAUGUUGGUACAGCCCAAAUAGCCACAAUGGGUUCCUACUUAAUUGGACAUUUGAUACAAUUAAACUUUUAUUGCGCCGUUGGAAAUGAUUUACUUUACGAAUCUAAUAGCUUAACGAAUCACAUGUUCGCUAGUAACUGGUACAGAAUUAAAAACAUCUCACUACAAAAGGAUUUCAUUUUCGUAAUAAAAAAUGCUCAAGUUCCCGCUAAAAUUACGGCAUUUAAAGUAUUCACGCUGGAUUAUUCCACGUAUAUUAAAGUUCUACGGCUGUCAUUCUCUUUCUACACACUUUUAUCCUCAUUAGUUGAAGUUAAAAAUUAA
Molecule: messenger RNA, 1245 nt
Organism: Phyllotreta striolata
Lineage: Eukaryota; Metazoa; Arthropoda; Insecta; Coleoptera; Chrysomelidae
Source: the annotation of a GenBank genome assembly